Pecten maximus is the source of this 1211-nucleotide messenger RNA. RefSeq names its product probable thiopurine S-methyltransferase. Gene Ontology annotation, molecular function: thiopurine S-methyltransferase activity. The record is from RefSeq and is a predicted model, not a curated record. The transcript is spliced from 2 exons. The coding region runs from base 382 to 1056 and encodes 224 amino acids. NCBI's taxonomy places the organism in Eukaryota, Metazoa, Mollusca, Bivalvia, Pectinida, Pectinidae.
UUCCAUUUUCAACGUUACACCGGCGGAGCCGGUCGGGUUAUAUUUUGUGACCUGAAGGGUACAUGGUAUUCAUUAUCACUUAUACGGGUACAAUGUCUUGACUCCCAUAGUUUGAAUAACACUAACAAAGUAAUUAAACAAAGGCACUUCCACUGUUUACUUACUGUGGUCCUCGCGCUGUAAACAAAAUACGUGACCUGCCGUAUGGUAAACAAAAAACGUGACCUAGUUAUACCCAGCCGGAUAUUAUGUAAUCACUUUGUACGAAUACAGGGUUCGCGGUACACGCACCAGACAAGACUAUAGUUAGGGAGGGACGGUUGUACUCGCUCUUAGAGGAUCACCAACAAUACAAGGUAAGAGGCCAGGCAGUUGGAAGGAAUGGAUGACAAAACAAUGCAGGGCUGGCUUGGCUGUUGGGAGAAGAAAACUUCACCCUGGCAUCACGAUGACGUCCAUGAAGCCAUAGAGAAACAUCACGAGAUACUAAUGACGUCACUCACAGCCAAGAACAAAAUCUUCAUACCUCUUUGUGGGAAGACUGUCGACAUAAAAUGGCUGGCAGACCGUGGGAACGAGGUUGUCGGAUUGGAAGCAUCAGAAAUAGCAGUGAAAGAAGUGUUCACUGAACAAAAUAUCGAAUACACUUCCGAGGACGCCCCCGCUGUGAAAGGCAAACUAUACCGGUCGACUGAUAACAAGAUCAAAGUUUAUUGCUGUGACUUGUUUUUAUUUUCCGCUGAAAUAGAAUCUGAAUUUAGUGGGAUCUGGGACCGAGGUUCCUUGGUUGCCCUUUCGCCUGCAGACCAGAAACGAUAUAUUGAGUUAAUAAAAACUCUUAUACACCCAGGGAUUGGUUACUUGCUCGAAAUACCAGACCGAGACCCCAACAAUGGGCCUCCAUUUUUUAUUUCACUUGAAAACGUUCAAGAGGGAUUUGGGCCAAACUGUAGUGUAACUAAGCUAUGUGCUGUAGAAAAACUGCCACCUACGGCAGAUAUUAAGAGUAUGCCGGACAUGAAAGGGAUGAAUGUCUUUCGGCUAACGUUUGGAUAAAAGUUUUGAAUCAAUUCAUUGUCGGAGACCCACGGCUACGCUAAAGGGCAAUCAGUCGAUGGUCUCCGACGAUGGAAUCAAUACUGUAAGCAUUUAAUCAAACUGACUUCUAUUGUAGUGUGUCAUGUUUAAACUUUAAUAAAUAUUAUUGAAUU